This is a messenger RNA of Didymosphaeria variabile, 1941 nucleotides long. RefSeq lists its product as uncharacterized. The record is from RefSeq and is a predicted model, not a curated record. NCBI's taxonomy places the organism in Eukaryota, Fungi, Ascomycota, Dothideomycetes, Pleosporales, Didymosphaeriaceae. Gene Ontology annotation, biological process: mitochondrial translation; glutaminyl-tRNAGln biosynthesis via transamidation. Bases 1 to 1941 code for a protein of 646 amino acids. Gene Ontology annotation, molecular function: glutaminyl-tRNA synthase (glutamine-hydrolyzing) activity. The transcript has 4 exons.
AUGCAGCGCUACGCCAACGACACAUCGUCUGGGGCAGAGAAAGAUCACACUCAUCCUACGCUUCAAGGCGAAGAUCCGCAGGAUUAUACGGCGUCUCAAAGCCUGACAAAGCCACGCGACAAUUUCGCGAGUGUCAUGGCACAGGGACCGAAGAAUGUUGGACGUCGGAACUGGUUCCGGGCGAAACGGAAAGCGCACGGACGCGGCGCGCGAAUGGCGAGGUCAAUCCAGACAGCCACCACACAACCACCGACUGAUGAUGCGCCUUUUCGUAAAGCGCUCAAAGACGCCGCCAAAAAGAAGAAGAAAGACAAUCGCGCGGCUUCAGGAUCAUCGAGGAAUUCUUCUAAAGCUCAGGAUCCCCGGCUGGAGAAAUGGGAGCUUACGGUCGGCAUUGAGAUCCACGCUGAGCUUAACACUGCCAGGAAACUCUUCUCCGGAGCUGCAACAUCUGCCAACGCCACACCAAAUACGCAUGUAGCACUAUUCGAUACCGCAUUCCCUGGCACCCAGCCACACUUCCAGAAGGAAACACUGCUGCCAGCUUUGCGCGCAGCUCUAGCGCUCAACUGUGAGAUUCAGCAUAGAAGCAGCUUCGACCGGAAGCACUACUUCUACCAAGAUCAGCCUUCAGGUUAUCAGAUUACACAAUACUAUGAACCAUUCGCCAAAGAUGGUCAUAUUACCCUCUAUCCUCACGAUUUCCCCGCCGGCGCCUCUCCAGAAGAUGGGCCUGUCACAAUUGGUAUCAAACAAGUUCAGAUGGAGCAAGAUACCGCCAAAACCGUUCAACAACCGCCGUCGACCCACCUCCUCGAUUUCAAUCGCGUGUCGCACCCCCUGAUCGAGAUCAUCUCCCUUCCACAACUUCAUAAUCCUGUUACCGCGGCGGUAUUCGUGCGAAAGAUACAGACAAUCCUGAGGGCAGUGAACGCUGUCACAGCCGGCAUGGAGAUGGGCGGACUGCGUGCCGAUGUCAAUGUCUCGGUCAAAGAGAAAGAUAGGGACCCGUCAAACAACACACACUCAUACCAUGGAGUGGGUCAAUUAGGGCAGCGAACAGAGAUCAAAAACUUGGCCAGUGUGAAGGCCAUAGAAGACGCCAUUAUUGCAGAGCGCGACCGCCAAAUCGACCUCAUCGAGAACGGCGGCGUUGUGGAGGGCGAGACGCGAGGAUGGACACUGGGCAGCAAGACAACGAGGCGGUUGCGAGGCAAAGAAGGCGAGAUUGACUAUCGAUACAUGCCGGAUCCUGACAUUGCGCCGGUUUUCGUUGGACAGGAUCUCGUCGACCACUUGCGACAGACGUUGCCCGCCCUCUCGGAUGAGACAGUCAGCACUCUGGUCGACGGUACUACCUAUGGAUUGACAGCCAAAGAUGCCAAUACGCUUAUUCUCCUCGACGACGGUGACAGGUUGGACUUCUAUUUUGAUGUUGUUGAACACCUACGAAACACCUUCUCUGGGCAACCAGAAGUGCUAGCCCGACUGGGCAAGGUCGCUGGGAAUUGGGUUCUCAUGGAGCUUGGAGCCCUCUUCAAGAACGAAGAGUGGUCCGCAACCAAGGUAUCCGCCGACCAGCUUGCGUCCAUCGUCGCCCAUACACUGCGCAAGCAAAUCACCGGGUCCACUGCGAAACGGCUUCUCUUGAUAAAAUUCGAAGGCGAUGCCCGUUCUGUGGAGCAGAUCAUCACCGACGAAGAUUUGGUUUUGCGACCUCUGACGCACGACGAGUAUCUUGACCUUGCACAGAGCUUGGUGGAAGAGAAGGCAGACAUGGCGAACGACAUUGUGAAGAAGCAGCAGCUUGGCAAGAUCAAGUGGUUCGUGGGGCAGAUGAUGGCGCGUAGUGCUGAGGGAACGGUGGAGCCUGCUACCGCCGAAGCUGUGCUGAGGGAAGCAUUGCACCUGCCUCCUGUGGCGCAGACAGGGAAUUCCUAG